Molecule: messenger RNA, 1319 nt
Organism: Microbotryum saponariae
Lineage: Eukaryota; Fungi; Basidiomycota; Microbotryomycetes; Microbotryales; Microbotryaceae
Source: the annotation of a GenBank genome assembly
AUGAGGGCUCGGACCUACUGCUGUUGCGCCGUGCCCAUGUGUGAGUCUGGCGACGACUGCGUAAGCUCCCGUGAGGGUGCUCAUUUCUGCCUCGACCCUCUUCACCCACAGACAAUACGGGGAUCUACACCAUCAUCGCCCAGUUCGCCGUCAUCUCGCUCGUCACCGGGAUCCUCUCCCUCGCCGCUCCCAAAAGUUCGUCGGGAGGCCGCGCCCAACUGCAUAGCGCAGUAGUCAGUUGUUGACAUACCCUGUGGUCUUUGAUCUCGCCCACAGUCGUCUCUGUAGCGGUUCCGUCGUUUGGAGGCUACAUCCUUGGCGCGUGCUGCAUCCUCGUCGCCCUGAUCCAGGUCUUUGGCUUCUUUGGCGUCUACCGCGAACGACCGUCGCUCUACCGCCAAUACGCGCUGUGGAACAUGCUCGCCGUCCUGCUCGCUUUGGGCGUCGCACUGGCGUUCAUCAUCCUCUCUUGCGUGCGCCACUCGACCGCAUUGGCCUCGUGUGAGGGCUUGUUCGCGACGGCGACGACGACGGUCGCGCAGAAUUCGGCGGUGUGCAACAUUUGGAUGUGGGUCCAGGUCGGGUUGAUGGGCCUCUUGUGGAUCAUUGUCGCGAUUGCCGAAGUGCGUGCUUUCCGGACGCUUUGUACCUCUGGAUUUCUUACCUCCUCACGAAGAGCCGUCGAGGCUAACGGGCAACCUUCUUGGAGUUUCGAUAGGUUUACUUUGUCAUGCUCUCGUACGGGUACGCCAAGAGUCAACGCCUGGACCAGUGAGUUUGAUGUAGAAGCGGGCAGAUGAACUUACCACCUGAACCGAAUCAUUGACCUACUACUUCGUCCUUACAGUGCCAAAUACGACAGCGUAUUCGAAACCGUCCGUGAAGAGAUCCGUCAAUCGGGGAUCUACUCGACCGAUCGACCGUCAACGGUCGGCUCGUUGGAACCACUCGUCAGCUCGACGCAUCCGCAACCGUACGCGGCCGCACCCCAUCACGGGCGGCAGAAUUCCGGGUUGAGGCACGAGAUUGAUAUGGACCACGAGGACAAGAUGCAGAGUCCUGGAUCGUACUUGCACCCUUCACCCUUGGGGUACGAACUUGACGGUGGCGUGUAUUCGCACGGCGAGGGGUAUGUGGAGGCCCAACCGUACGGAUCGCUUUGGGAGCCGACGAAUGGAGGGGCUUAUCAGGAUGAGUAUCAGCAUGGUGGGGGGUACGCGGGGCAUGGGUACGCCGCGAGUGCUGUUUCCGGAUACCAGGACGCGAGUUUGCCCAAGCAAAGGAACGGGCCGAACGUCCUGCAUGGGAGGAGGUAUUGA